CGCGACCGUGCCGUGCGAGAUGGAGCUUGCCUACUACCCCUUCGAGAACUACCGCUGCCUCCUCAUGUUCCACAGCCUGGGGUACGACACCGAGGAGCUACGCCCCAGCUGGGCCGACGAGCCCGCCGUGCACUUCACGGACACGCAGGUGUCGCUGCCCUGCGAGAUCGACGACGUCGUCAUCGAACACAACACCUUCGUCACCACCAACCGCGCGCGGCGGCGGCUGGAGGCUGAGAUUGAGAUGGAAUGCUACAGCGGCUGGACCAUCAAGCAUACCGUGGUGCCUUUCAUGCUAACCGUCACGCUAGCAUACCUCGCAUUCUUCCUGCACCCCCGGGCCGUGACCGCCCGACUGAUGGUCAGCUUCUUGUCCUUCGUCAUCGCCAUGAUGGUUCAUGAGAAGACCUACAGCCAAGUGCCCCAAUACCCCUACACCAUGGCAAUCGAAGUGUUCACUGGGACUUGCUUGGGUUUCAUCUUCUGCACGGUCGUCGAGACGCUCGUCGUGGAUGUCAUCUGCCGCAGCAACGACAAACUCACGGCCGCUUCCUACGCCAGGGAGGACUGUGAACUGAAGAAAGGUCCUAAGAACUGGAAGUCUCACUGGAAGUCUCAACAGGACUGGAAGUCUCACAGGACUGGAAGUCUCAACGGGACUGAAAGUCUCAACAGGACUGGAAGUCUCAAUGAAAGUCUCAAUAGGACUAAAAGUCUCAAUGAAAGUCUCAAUAGGACUGGAAGUCUCACUGGAAGUAUCAAUAGGACUGGAAGUCUCAAUAAAACUGGAAGUCUCACUGGGAGUAUCAAUAGGACUGGAAGUCUCACUGGAAGUCUCAAUAGGACUGGAAGUCUCUAUAGGACUGGAAGCCUCACUGGAAGUCUCAAGAGAACUGGAAGUCUCAAUAGGACUGGAAGUCCCAACAGGAAUGGAAGUCUCAACAGGGUUGGAAGUCUCAACAGAACUGAAAAUCUCAAUGUGCUUGGAAGUCUCAGUAGGGCUGGAAAUCUCAACUGGACUGGAAAAAUAUUUACAUCUCGGAGUGCUGUGUAA
This is a messenger RNA of Hyalella azteca, 1054 nucleotides long. RefSeq names its product probable ligand-gated ion channel 46. Gene Ontology annotation, biological process: monoatomic ion transmembrane transport; nervous system process; signal transduction. Gene Ontology annotation, cellular component: synapse; membrane; neuron projection. Gene Ontology annotation, molecular function: neurotransmitter receptor activity; extracellular ligand-gated monoatomic ion channel activity; transmembrane signaling receptor activity. The record is from RefSeq and is a predicted model, not a curated record. The transcript is spliced from 7 exons. Bases 20 to 1054 code for a protein of 344 amino acids. Lineage: Eukaryota; Metazoa; Arthropoda; Malacostraca; Amphipoda; Hyalellidae.